AUGGCGUCGCCUCCUCCCGCCCGUGGCGGCCGCGGGGCCUCACAGCGUCUUCGUGUACGGCACUCUGAUGUCGGCGGAGGUGGUGCGGGUCCUCCUGGGCCGAGCCCCGCGCUCCUCCCCGACCACCGCAGGUUCAGCAUCAGGGGCCGCGUCUACCCGGCCAUCCUCCCCGCCCGUGGCCACGCGGUGAGCGGAAAGGUUCUCAAGGAGCUCACCGACAGGGAACUCCAUGUGUUCGACAUGUUCGAGGACGAGGAGAUGCACCGGAGAAACCACUCGCCCACGCGUAUCGCGUACAUAUGGGGCAACGAGCGUGAUCCUGACGACCUCCACGGGGAAUGGGAUUUUGAGGAGUGGAGGAAGGUGCAUUUGAAGGACUACCUCGAGAUGACUGAGGAAUUCAUGCAGGAACUCGGGCAAUUUUAA
Molecule: messenger RNA, 426 nt
Organism: Miscanthus lutarioriparius
Lineage: Eukaryota; Viridiplantae; Streptophyta; Magnoliopsida; Poales; Poaceae
Source: the annotation of a GenBank genome assembly